CAGAUUAGCCGAGCUCUGGCUCGCCGUCGCGGCAGCCUCUUCAUCUCUCUCUCCAGCCAUGGGGCUCCGUAGUGGGCCUUUCGCGUCCCGUCUCCUCCUCCUCCUCCUCCAGGCACAUAUUUGCUGGCUGCUGUGCGUGGCCUCCGAGCCGUGCCAGGCGGGUUUUGGGAAGGAUGAAGUGACCAUGGAGGUGGGAGGCGCGGAGCUGGAGCCAGGCCAGGCGCUGGGGAAAGUAGUCUUCAUGGGCUGCCCUGGACAAGAGUCAGCACUGCUUAGCACUGAUGACGACGACUUCACUGUACUGAGUGACGGAACAGUCCAGGUGAAACACCGUGUCCACCUGCAGGAUGGGAGAAGAACAUUCUCCGUGCAUGCCCAGGAUGCAGCUGGCCAGGAGUCCUUGGUUGCUGUGGCCGUUGUGAGCCAAGUUAAGCCUUCAGAGGAGGAAAUGAAGGCAUUGACCAGCUCCCCAUCCAAACGCAUCUUACAAAGACGCAAGAGAGAAUGGGUGGUCCCGCCAAUAUCCGUCUCUGAGAAUGGCAAGGGUCCCUUCCCCCAGAGGCUGAAUCAGCUCAAAUCUAAUAAGGACAGAGGCACUAAGAUUUUCUACAGCAUCACAGGGCCUGGGGCAGACAGCCCCCCUGAGGGUGUCUUCACCAUAGAGAAAGAGACAGGCUGGUUGUUGUUGAAUAAGCCACUGGACCGGGAGAAGAUUGCCAAGUAUGAGCUCUUUGGCCAUGCGGUGUCAGAGAACGGUGCAUCGGUGGAAGAGCCCAUGAACAUCUCCAUCAUCGUGAUGGACCAGAAUGACCACAAGCCCAAGUUCAUCCAGGAUGUCUUUAAGGGGAGCGUCUUGGAGGGGGCACUGCCUGGCACUUCUGUGAUGCAGGUGACAGCCACGGACGAGGACGAUGCCAUCAACACCUACAAUGGGGUGGUUGCUUACUCCAUCCACAGCCAAGAGCCAAAGGACCCACACGACCUCAUGUUCACCAUCCACCGGAGCACCGGCACCAUCAGCGUCAUCUCCAGUGGCUUGGACCGGGAGAGGGUUCCUGAGUACACGUUGACCAUCCAGGCUACAGACAUGGAUGGAGACGGCUCCACCACCACAGCAGUGGCAGUAGUGGAGAUCCUUGAUGCCAACGAUAAUGCUCCCAUGUUUGACCCCCAGAAGUACGAGGCCUGGGUGCCUGAGAAUGCCGUGGGCCAUGAGGUGCAGCGGUUGACUGUGACCGAUCUGGACGCCCCCAGCUCACCAGCGUGGCACGCCACCUAUCGAAUCGUGGGAGGUGACGACGAGGACCGCUUUACCAUCACCACUGACCCUGAGAGCAACCAGGGUAUCCUGAUGACCAGGAAGGUCUUGGAUUUCGAGGUCCAAAACCAACACACCCUGUACGUUGAAGUGACCAACGAGGCUCGCUUCGUGGUGAAGCUCCCGACCUCCACGGCCACCGUGGUGGUCCAUGUGGAAGAUGUGAACGAGGCCCCCGUGUUCGUCCCACCCUCCAAAGUCAUCGAGGUCCAGGAGGGCAUCCCCAUCGGGGAGGCUGUCUGCACCUACACUGCACAGGACCCCGACAAGGAGAGUCAGAAGAUCAGCUACCACAUCCUGAGAGACCCAGCAGAGUGGCUGGCCAUGGACUCAGACAGUGGGCAGGUCACCGCCGUGGGCAUCUUGGACCGUGAGGACGAGCAGUUUGUGAGGAACAACAUCUAUGAAGUCACAGUCUUGGCCACAGACAAUGGGAACCCUCCCACCACUGGCACAGGAACCCUCCUGCUAACGCUUAUCGAUGUCAACGACCAUGGCCCAGUCCCUGAGCCCCGUCAGAUCACCAUCUGCAACAAAAGCCCUGUGCCCCAAGUGUUGAAUAUCACAGACAAGGACCUGUCCCCCAACACCUCCCCGUUCCAGGCCCAGCUCACACAGGACUCAGACAUCUACUGGACAGCAGAGGUCAAGGAGAAAGGAGAUGCAGUGGCUUUGUCCCUGAAGAAGUUCCUGAAGCAAGGCACAUAUGACGUGCACCUUUCUCUGUCUGACCAUGGCAGUAAGGAACAGCUGACGGCGAUCAGGGCCACUGUGUGUGACUGCCACGGCCAUGUGGAGACUUGCCCUGAACACUGGAAAGGGGGCUUCAUCCUCCCCAUCCUGGGGGCUGUCCUGGCUCUGCUUCUCCUCCUGCUCGUGCUCCUUUUGUUGGUGAGAAAGAAGCGCAAGGUCAAGGAGCCCCUUCUGCUACCAGAAGAUGACACACGGGACAACGUCUUCUACUAUGGCGAAGAGGGGGGUGGCGAAGAGGACCAGGACUAUGACAUCACCCAACUCCACCGGGGUCUGGAGGCCCGGCCUGAGGUGGUUCUCCGCAAUGAUGUGGCACCAACCUUCAUCCCCACACCCAUGUACCGGCCACGUCCUGCCAACCCAGAUGAAAUCGGCAACUUCAUCAUUGAGAACCUGAAUGCGGCGAACACAGACCCCACAGCCCCGCCCUACGACUCCCUGCUGGUGUUUGACUACGAGGGCAGCGGCUCCGACGCCGCCUCUCUGAGUUCUCUCACCUCCUCGGCCUCUGACCAGGACCAAGAUUAUGAUUAUCUGAACGAGUGGGGCAGCCGCUUCAAGAAGCUGGCGGACAUGUACGGCGGCGGCGAGGAAGACUAGGGCACCCGUCAGCGGGGCCAGGAACUGCCCCUCAGGCCGCAGCACCGUCCGGGUGCUCUCCAGCCAUGGACUUGGCAGCCUGUGAGGAGUGGCCACCUGGAGAGGGAGAGUCCAGGGGUCUGGCGGGAAAGGGUUUGGUUAAACCUUUGAGAAUGCGGGAUGGUUUGACCUCAAUGCUGAAAACCACCCAGCCUCUUGGAGGCUGAGUUUUCAGGAAUCUCACCUGCCACAAGCUGCUCAGCCCCUUGUCCAGGUGGGCCUGGACCUCCCCCUGGUGACUUUAUCUCUGGAAUGGACCCUUCUCCUUGAAAGAGGCCUCUUCUUGCAAACUGUUUUUUGUUUGUUUGUUUGUUUUUAAUGCUAUUUUAAAAAGUUAGAGGCGGGUCCUCGGUGGUCCCCUGAUGUCCUCCAGAAGCACAGCCCAGAGCUGCCCUCGUGCAUUUCCCCGAGGCCCCCCAUUUCAUUUGGAUGGAUCCCUGCAUUUUUAUACUGAGCGCGUCUAGGUUGUCCUUUAUUUUUCAUUUCCCUUGUGUUGUAGAUGAAGGGUGAUGACAAUCGUGUAAAAGUACUAGAACUUUUUUAUUAAAGGAACUUUUC
Molecule: messenger RNA, 3268 nt
Organism: Choloepus didactylus (southern two-toed sloth)
Lineage: Eukaryota; Metazoa; Chordata; Mammalia; Pilosa; Megalonychidae
Gene: CDH3
Product: cadherin 3
Exons: 16
Coding region: 59-2671 (870 amino acids)
Biological process (GO): cell morphogenesis; cell-cell junction assembly; multicellular organism development
Cellular component (GO): plasma membrane; cytoplasm; adherens junction
Molecular function (GO): cadherin binding; calcium ion binding
Source: RefSeq, a predicted model, not a curated record